This is a messenger RNA of Pungitius pungitius (ninespine stickleback), 633 nucleotides long. RefSeq lists its product as uncharacterized. NCBI's taxonomy places the organism in Eukaryota, Metazoa, Chordata, Actinopteri, Perciformes, Gasterosteidae. The coding region runs from base 1 to 633 and encodes 210 amino acids. The record is from RefSeq and is a predicted model, not a curated record. The transcript has 4 exons.
AUGCUCGACAAGCACAGACUGGAGGUUAGAAACCCACAGAGAAAAGGAAAGGUGGGGAACCAGUGGGUGAAGGACUACCUCACAGAAUAUGCAGAGAGCUUCCCACAAGUCUCCAGUCUCCUUGAGGCCAACAUCCACAGGUGUAUCUACGGCCAGAAAGGAUUUGAGCAUUACACCUUUGAGGAGAUGUGGGAGCUUUACAGUCAGUACCUCACCCAAAAGGACAGGCCAGAGCACUUCAGUGCUGAGCAGAGGGAGCUCACACACAAGGCCUACACUUCUGUGAGGAGGUGGCUGCACACACCAGUGACCCACAUCACAAGCGUGCAGAUGAAGAGGUUCAGGAAAUACCUCAAAGAGAAGGAGCAGGCUAGCACUAGGUGUGAUCCCUCAUCUUCGGCAGAUGAUGACGCUGAAUUGGUUGCUGCAAGCCAGGAAGUUGAAGACUUGCUGAAGUUCCAAGAGCCUCCAUGUCGCAAAACUGGCAGGCAGAGCCAGGAUUUCCGACCCACAGACAGGACAAAGCCGAGGAGUCAGUCUGAGACGGCAAAUCUGCCCACGACCCCCGUGAGGCCCAGGCAGCCGGAGACCCCUCCAGCCCACAGAGACCCCGUCCACAUCCAGGGGUCCUGA